GCGGUUGCUCUGUCUGAUUGGCCACUCUUUCGGGGAGCGGCUAGAGCUCCCUCCGCAGGGCGCAGUAGCCGAUGGGAAGAUGGCGGCGGCCGGCGGCGCCUUGGGGGAUGCUUGCCGGCAUCACGCGCAGCUGGCGGCCUGCGAGUCGCGCGCCAAGUACCGCGAGGGGCGGAGGCCGCGCGCCGUGAAGGUUUAUACUAUCAACUUGGAAUCUCGUUAUUUACUAAUACAAGGAGUUCCUGCAUUAGGUGUUAUGAAGGAAUUAGUUGAACAAUUUGCAUUAUAUGGUGCCAUUGAUGAGUAUCAUGCUCUAGAUGAAUAUCCAGCAGAGCAGUUUACUGAAGUUUAUCUUAUAAAAUUCCAAAAACUGCAAUGUGCAAGGGUGGCCAAGAAAAAAAUGGAUGAACGAAGUUUCUUUGGUAGCUUGCUACAUGUGUGCUAUGCUCCAGAAUUUGAAACAGUCCAAGAAACUAGGGAAAAGUUGCAGGAUAGAAGAAAGUAUAUAGCAAAAGCAACAAAUCAAAGAGAUCGCUUUCUUGCAAAGAAAGUAGAGGGGCCUAAGAAGAUCACCUCAAAGAACUCAGAGUAUGAUUGUCAGUGGACUACAUCAGAAUCCUGUGCAGCUGGUAACUGGGAUCCAUCUCCUUGCUUUCCACAUUCUCACACGGUAUCACAAAACAAAGGAUAUCCUUCUGGGAAUCAUAAUCAGAGCCAGUUUAUAUUUCCCCAGAAUGACAAUAACUGUGCUGAAACUUCUCAGUACUUUGGUCAAAGCAUGUCCUUAACUCAAAAUGUACAACCAGGAGGACAUAUUCCACCAGUUUCUUCAAUGCAGCAGAGAACAGUUCCGAUUGAUAAUGGAAUUGACAGGUUUAUGCCUCGUACAACUCACCUGCAAGAACGUAAGAGGAGGAGAGAGGAAGGUAACAAAUUUGUCCUCAUGGGAACAUGUAUAGACAGUACUGAAGUCAUUAUUGGUCCGCAGCUACCAGAAGUACCUAAGGUGGAUAUGGAUGAUGAUUCACUGAAUACUUCAGCUACAUUAAUUCGAAAUAAACUGAAGCAGGUAUGCAUUGUGAAGCUUCUGGUAUUUUUCAUGUUCAAAUGUACACAUUCUGUGCUUGUUAUCCAUAAAAACAAAGACCCUAAGAUAAUUUAUUUUAACAUUUAUCCAGUAUUACCACUUCAUUUGGAACUUAAAGCUAGUGCUUUGACUACUUAACUCUUUCAUCACGCAGAAUAUUUUAGGGCAUUCUACUCCAUACCUCUUACAUCAUUCCCAGUUUUCAAAGGUAUAAAUGUUAGUGCUAGGGGGAGGCCUUGCAGGUAGUCCUACUGCUACUCUAGUGAGGUAUUUGUAUCUUGGAUUUGAUUGAAAAGUGGAAAACAAGUCAGAGUUGAAUGUAAUUUUGCUUGAACACUUGUUAUGACAUCAAAAGAAUACAGAACUACAGCUACUGUGCUGAUACAUUUCAGGGUACAAAGCCUUUUGUGGGGGAUGUUAAUGAAUCAGUUUACAGGUCAAACAUUCUUGAUGUAACUUUGUGUUUAUAUUAAGAGUUUUCAUGACUAGAACUAACUAGACUGAUUUGAAGGAGAAAAUCUCUGGACAAAUUGACUUAAAGUAUGCUAAACUUUACUUUGAAACACCUCUAGUAUUGAGAGAGGUGAUAAAAUGUGUAGUAGUCCAUCACUAAGUCUCUGAAUUCAGUUUGUGGGGUUAAAAUACAAAAUGGUAUUGCUAACACACUUGUAUUUUCUGGGGGUUUCACCUCCUUUAUCUUGUGCCUAAUGCUGUCUGUGGUGGGUUUUCUCCCCCUUUUUCCACAGGAAAUUUCAGUACAAGUAUAACUACAAUGAUGCAUCCCUCCCAAUACCAAAAUACUGGAUAGGUGACCUUACUCUAAAACUAACAUAAAAAAGGGAUAGUUGCAGGUUACUAAGAGUAGAUUUUUUUCCCCCCCCCAAUCUAGGUGGCAGAUUCUGUUCUAACAACAUCUGUGGAAAAGCCAAAGGAUAGUUCAGCAAAGAAGCAAAGAAGAAGAAUAUAGAUACUGCUGGCAGCAUCUUCCUACAGUCUUCUUUAAAGGAUAAUUUAAAAUAUAUGUAUAUACUUUUGGAAUGUCAAAAAUAAAAUACUUUGUACUGUA
Dromaius novaehollandiae (emu) is the source of this 2150-nucleotide messenger RNA. It is a transcript of the gene RBM48, whose product is annotated as RNA binding motif protein 48. NCBI's taxonomy places the organism in Eukaryota, Metazoa, Chordata, Aves, Casuariiformes, Dromaiidae. The transcript is spliced from 4 exons. Gene Ontology annotation, cellular component: nucleoplasm. The record is from RefSeq and is a predicted model, not a curated record. Gene Ontology annotation, molecular function: nucleic acid binding. The coding region runs from base 80 to 1222 and encodes 380 amino acids.